GGGUUUUUUGAACAGCUUGACUUACUAGACACUUAAAGUCAGAAUGGCUUCAUUUCCGCUGCAUCAUUUUUAGCUCUUCUCUUUUAAAAUACGUCUCUUUUCUUUGAGCCUCGGUGCAGCAUGAAAUAUCUGAAAUAUCCCUUUAAAUGAAAUCUAAUUAAAUGCGCGUUUCUCAUUCUCCACUCUUUUUAUUUUGUGGAUGAUAAUUUACAGCCCCAGCUGUAAUAGUAGCGGUGCGCCUUUAACCAGCGUGCGUGCGCACAUGCGUAAAAGUGUAGUAGGUGGCCGCGCAUGGCAUCUCGGCGCCUGCUUGCGCUCUGCCGUCCUCUGCCGCUGGGUCGCUGAUGAUGCCGAGCGGAGCGGGGCGCUCGUACGUUUCUGUGUGCGGCCACAACCGCAGUUGCCGAGGUUGAAGUCGAAUGAAACGGGAGGAGGGAGCCUGAAAUGUGGAUAACGAUGGACGCUCGGAGCAGUUUCUCAUCGCCCGGACAGCUGUAACGUCGGCGGGCAGGACGCGUGGAUUUAUCAAAGGGUUGACGUUCAGGGCUUCACUUGUGACAUUCAGUCAGAGUCAGAAUGAUCGAGGAAGGCAGUAAACGAGGCAAGGCCAUGGUGGAGAAGAGACAGCUCUUCAUGGAAAUGAGAGCUCAAAACUUUGACGUCAUCAGACUGUCAACUUAUAGGACCGCCUGCAAGCUGCGGUUUGUGCAGAAGAGAUGCAACCUUCAUCUAGUGGAUGUCUGGAACAUGAUCGAAGCCUUUCGCGACAACGGGCUCAACACGUUGGACCACAACGCUGAGAUCAAUGUGUCGCGGCUGGAGACUAUUCUGUCUUCCAUCUACUACCAACUCAACAAGAGGCUUCCCACCACACACCAGAUCAAUGUGGAGCAGUCCAUUGGGCUACUGCUCAACUUCAUGGUGGCCACUUACGACAGUGAAAGCCACGGGAAACUGACCGUUUUCUCCAUGAAAGCCAUGCUGGCAACAAUGUGUGGUGGGAAAAUUGUGGAUAAACUACGCUAUAUUUUCUCACAGAUCUCCGACUCGAGCGGAGUCAUGGUGUUUGCCAAGUUCGAUCAGUUCCUCCGGGAGGUGCUGAAGCUCCCCACGGCCGUGUUCGAGGGUCCAUCGUUCGGGUACACGGAGCAUUCGGUCCGGACGUGCUUCCCUCAGCAGAAGAAGAUCAUGCUGAACACGUUUUUGGAUGUGUUGAUGGCAGAUCCUCCUCCUCAGUGUCUCGUGUGGUUGCCACUCAUGCACCGACUUGCUAAUGUUGAAAAUGUCUUCCAUCCGGUGGAAUGUUCUUAUUGCCGGAGCGAGAGCAUGAUGGGUUUCCGGUAUCGGUGCCAACAGUGCCACGGCUACCAGCUCUGCCAGAGCUGCUUCUGGCGCGGCCAUGCCAAUGGUCCCCAUAGCAACCAGCACCAGAUGAAGGAGCACUCGUCCUGGAAGUCUCCGGCCAAAAAGCUGAGCCACGCAAUCAGUAAAUCCCUGGGCUGCGUCCCCAUCGGAGAGCCGCCGCAUCCUGUGUUCCCCGAGCAGGCCGAGAGACCGCAGGAACUCACCCACACUGUUCAGCCGAAACCGGUGGCCAACAACAUGAACGACACAAUGCUCAUGUCCUCCGGGGCACCUACUCCUACCAAAAGUGUUUUGGAGAGCCCCAGCCGGCUGGAUGAAGAGCACCGACUCAUCGCUCGGUACGCGGCUCGACUGGCAGCGGAGGCGGGAAACUCCACGUGUCCUCCAACAGAUCUGAGUUUCAACUUCGAUGCCAAUAAGCAACAGAGGCAGCUGAUUGCAGAGCUGGAGAACAAAAACAGGGAGAUCCUGCAGGAGAUCCAGAGGCUGCGUUUGGAGCAUGAACAGGCCUCACAGCCGACGCCAGAAAAAGCCCAGCAGAAUCCCACGCUUCUGACCGAACUGCGGCUCCUCAGGCACAGGAAGGACGAGCUGGAGAGGCGCAUGUCAGCCUUGCAAGAAAGCAGACGGGAGCUGAUGGUGCAGCUGGAGGGGCUCAUGAGGCUGCUGAAGGAUGAGGAGCAGAAGCAGGCUUCGCAGUCUGGCGGCUCCCCUCAUUCUUCUCCAAGUCACGGCGCGGGCUGCUCCAUGCCCAUGCCCAUACGCUCCACCUCGGCUGGGUCCACCCCAACGCACACCCCGCAGGACUGCCUGGCCGGGGUGGGAGGGGACGUGCUGGAGGCCUUCGCUCAGGGUGUACCUAGAAAUCUUCGGAAUGAUCUUUUAGUUGCUGCUGACUCAAUCACAAACACCAUGUCAUCGCUGGUGAAAGAGCUCCACUCUGUAGAUGACGGGGGGGAUGAAGAGGAGACCAACAUGAGGAACGGUGGAGACAGAGGCACAGUCAGAGUACACAAGCACUGAGGGAAAGAGAGCACCAUCCCAUCCUGUAAGGACAUACGGUCAUCACCUGGGAAGACUCAGUAACAACAACAACAACAACAACAACAACAAGAACCCCCUGGCAUUAGCACGUAGAGUAAUGCAUGCUGUAAUCUAACGGGAUUUCACUAUGUGAAAAAAAUGUUUCUUGACACCUUGCAGGUAGCAAGACGUGUCUAAUUAGCAAGUGUGUAUGUCGUCCUGUAAACAAAAACUGCUGUAAGUACCCAAUGAUUUCCCUCAUGACUGCUAAGGAAUGGCUUGCUGUGCUUUCUCUCCCAACCGUUCCAUUGCAGCAGAUCACUCUGUAUAUAAUAAUACUGUAAACACGUGACAUUGGGAAUGCCCCGACAUGACGGAGACCUCCUGUCACCACACGUUCCCUCUCACUGCUUUUUAUAUGAUUAGCGCUAGCAUUUCCUGUUUCUGUCUCAGUCCUUUUUGCAUGAAGUUGCACUCAUGUCUGGAUUUAGGUACUGUGCCAUGCUAUGCCAGCUUUCUGUGGGUUUAUGAUGACAACUGGGGUGUCAGAAAUGUCCUGCCUCAGAGCUCACACUGAGUGUGUUUACCUGCACAUCCGUAUUCUGGAGGUUGAAGUUCGCAGUAGCCAGGAUAUGCGCUAAUGUCCGUCAGCUUAGGGUACGAUUUUGAGACAUUAAUUAAUUUUCUUGCCAUAAAUUAGAUAAAAAGAAUAUCAUUGAAAGCAGGAGAAACAGCUGGUCUGGGUUUUCCAGAACGGUUUUUAAUCUUGUCAUCCCUGUCGGGAACCUGCCGAGCAUCUGGGAAGUCACUACUCCCGGACAAGAACUAGCAAAGCACAAAUCCCCCACAAAAUCUAGCUUAAUGAUUAUAAUUACACCUGAAAUGUAUAAAUGAAAGAUUUCAAAGGGGUUACAUACAGAAGGGAUUGUGGCUACCGUGAAAGUUGCAAGCAAAACCAAAAAAAUUGUUUUACACUCUUUUAUUUUUAUACUGUAGAUUAAACAACGGAAUCAUAGCCAAGCCAACCAUUAGCUCGCUCAUGUUCACUGUCUUUUUCUUGCUAAGCUAAAAGUCUGCAGGCUGUUGCUCAAACAUCGACCUCACGGAGCCGACAGUGGUAUCGAUCUUCUCCUCCAAUUCUUGGCAAGAACACAAACAUUUAAAAAUAAUAGUCGCAGCUAUUUCCAGUGGAGCAUUCACAAGCUGCUGUCCAGAAUACUGCGUGCACGCAAACACACUCGAGUCUCACACUUUUCUGCUGCUAAUGUGCUCUCUACGAGCCACCCUUGCAAAUAAGAGGGCUGCACGGUUAAAAAAAACCGAGGGGCUACUACAAACCACAAUAAGUCUCGUUGUUUCACCGAAUCACCUGAAGGGCGCUGUAAGGCUCGACGCAGCACACUGACUAGCUGGUGGCCCCGGUAUUUAUUAAUUAAAAGUAUAGGUACGCCCCUUCAGGGUGCUAGACGGUUAUGAAUUAGGAGUUUUAGCUGUGCGUUACAAAACGAACACCUAUAGAGUAGGUGUUAAGGUCGUAGUGAGCAAGUAGAAAAUGCUUUGAUAGCUUUAUUUAGUUAAUAACAGUAUUCUGAAAACGUGUAUGUGCAAUGAAGAUAGGUGCUCAGGGACUGCAGGGGGAAAAUAUGCUCGUAAUGUCCUUAAUAAAUGUAAGAAAUCACAUGAGGUUAAAGGUUGUUAAAGGUGAUUAAAAAUGAAGGGUUCAGUUCCAAAACGACUCCUCAGACAUGCUUGGGAUCACCGUUGUAAGAUUACGUGGAGACAUCCCAAAGCAGUUUUUAUAUUUUUACCGUCGUUUUACCUGUUUUCUUUUGGACUCUUUAAAUAUAUUUAGCGGAGAACAACAGCAAGUGAUUAAACGUGCAGUGAGGAAUACGGAUCAGAAGGAGGAGUGAGGUGUUUUCUGAAGUGCUAUUUGGUGAAGCAUGGAUAUAGUUUGUCUGUGUGUGUGUGUGUGCGUGUGAAUUUGUGUCUAAAAGCGGAAAAGCAAAGUGAGUCGUCCGUUUGUUGCAAAGGUUAGCGGUUAGAGGGGAGUCACGCAGAGAUGAUCAGGUCUUAAGUUACCUUUACAUUUACGUCUUCUGAUUCAAUGUUUUCGUCCCUUCAGGGAAGCCACUCGUCUCAAAUGAAUAUGAGCAAUGCCUGGUUAUUAGUGAGCGCAACGCGGUAAAGGUCUUGGGGGCUGUUUCAGAGCGAUGCGUUCGGUUCUAAAAGGAAGCAGUGGGUUCGAUAUGACUGAACUGAUGGUUUUCUGUUGUUUUGAGAUUUGUAUAUUAAGCCUAUCCUAUAAGCUAAGUUGAAGGUUUCAAUAACCUGUUACACUGUGUCAAGAAAAAGAACAAAAAAGAAGCUCUUCUGUUAAUGUCGUUCUAAAUGUGAUGUUUUCAUUCAGUUCUGCUGUUUGUUAUCAUUAUUGUUAUUAUUCCGGUUUUAUUAGUGGAGUGUAGUCAUUGUAAUGAGUUUGUCAAAAAUGCAGAUUCACUUGCACACUUUGCCCAAAUAUAAAUUGAUAUUUAGCUGGUACAACGGUUUAAAAUUCUGCAACCAGUGCUGUUUAAAAUUUAAAACGGCACGAGUCCAUUAAUGAUAAAUAUCAAAAGAGUCGCCGUCUUCCCCAUCAUUCUGACCACGCAUUUGAAUGCAAAACUUUCUGUUCUUUCAGUUUGUGCCUGUAGCUGUUCUGUAAAGUGCUGUAUAACGUGAGCAAAUAAGACGACCUAUCAGCCUUUAUGUCAGAGUUUGUGAAUUUGUAGAGAUUUUAUUUAUUUAUUCGACGUGUUCCGGGGGAAAACUUACGCUCAGCCUUUACAUUUGUGCCAAACCGUUUGCAGACAUUGUGUGUCAUACACGUCACAGGUAUAUAUGUAUAUAUAUAUAUAUAUAUCUGCAUUAGUAUGUCGUUGCCCAUAGUUUAUUCACAGAAUGCCUGGGGGGGUUGUUUGUAUUUAAUGAUUUCCUGCUGCUGAAAAUCUGCUGGAAAAACUCACACUUAAUAGCUAAUAAAAAUAGAAAACACAUUCCAGAUCUGCUGAUUGACAAGUCACUGAUGUCAUCUUAACCGAUGCGGAGGCAAUACUGUACGUGGACCCCGUCACACCAAAAACCCGGGGUCACACGAAUAAAACACUAGAGGUGCGUACAUUGUGAUCCUUUUAUCGUUUGCAGCGAGACGACGUGCAGAGAGGGUCCGACCCUCGACAACAGUGCUCCCCUGAUGUUAUUUAUCUAUGUGUGUGUUCUGUACGGUUAUGCUUCUGGUACUCAUUUGUUUCUCAUGUUGAUUUUACAAAACAUAGUUUUAUGUCACAAAGCCACUGUCUUUUGUAAAUAAAUCAAAUGUGAGAUAUAUUAAAAAGAUUUAAAAUAUG
Molecule: messenger RNA, 5774 nt
Organism: Mugil cephalus (flathead mullet)
Lineage: Eukaryota; Metazoa; Chordata; Actinopteri; Mugiliformes; Mugilidae
Gene: dtnbb
Product: dystrobrevin, beta b
Exons: 20
Coding region: 577-2388 (603 amino acids)
Biological process (GO): synaptic signaling
Cellular component (GO): plasma membrane; synapse
Molecular function (GO): zinc ion binding
Source: RefSeq, a predicted model, not a curated record